UGCGGCAGCAGCGGCGCGGGCUGCGGGAAUGAGGUAAAGGCGGGAGGGGCGGGGGCGCGCGGCAGGAAGCUCGGCGGCCAGGCGGCAACGGCGAGCGGAGCGGAGCGAGCCCGGCCCCAUGGCGGACACUAAGGAAACACAUGAGGAGCAUGAUACUUCUACUGAAAAUGCAGAUGAUUCUAACCAUGAUCCUCAGUUUGAGCCCAUAGUUUCUCUUCCCGAGCAAGAAAUAAAAACUCUGGAAGAGGAUGAGGAAGAACUCUUUAAGAUGCGAGCAAAGCUAUUCCGAUUUGCAUCUGAGAAUGACCUUCCAGAAUGGAAAGAACGAGGAACUGGUGAUGUAAAACUCCUGAAACACAAGGAGAAGGGAACAAUUCGCCUCCUCAUGAGGAGGGAUAAAACCCUAAAAAUCUGUGCAAACCAUUAUAUCACACCCUUAAUGGAGCUGAAGCCUAAUGCUGGGAGCGACAGGGCAUGGGUCUGGAACACACAUGCUGACUUUGCAGAUGAAAGCCCCAAGCCUGAACUUCUGGCAAUCCGAUUUUUAAAUGCAGAGAAUGCACAGAAAUUCAAGGCAAAAUUUGAAGAAUGCAGGAAUGAAGUAGACAAGAGAGCAAAGAAAGCAGGCACAGACAAAAAUGAUAGUGCUGAUAAAGUUGCUGAAAAACUAGAAGAGCUUUCUGUAAAGGAAGAGAGCAAAGAAUCUGAGAAGAAAGAGACCAAGGAAAAAACUGAAGAAAAGCAAUAAAUCAUCCUGGGCCUUGCAGUUUUUCCUUUACUUUUUUCUUUCUUUCUUUCUUUUUCUUUUUUGUUUGGUUGGUGGGGUUUUUUUGUUUGUUUUUUUGGGUGGUUUUUUUUUCUUGUUUUUGUUUUUUUUUUUACAAGGGACUUUAUAAGGAACUGAAUUCACCAUUCAGGUUGUUUUUUCUAAGCUUUUGCCCUUUUGAAGAUGUCUUCAGAAAAUCCAUUCCCCAGUCAUGAAAAUGUACUGUGCUAACUUUCUUUUCCAUAGUGGAAACACUUAUUUAUAGUCAUCCAAAAGAGUGAAUAAACAAACUUGAAAACAGCAUCAGAGGACAGAACUGAGUUUUCUAUAUACUUUAAAGGCUUAUGAAUACACUUGUUUCAUUGAGUGUUGAGAUACAUAUCAUCAUACCUGUGGAUUAAUUAGGUUAACAGACUUUACCAACAGGGAAGAUUAAGAUUACAUACAUGUUUCUUAUAUGGCUUCUAAAACUGUAAUAUAACAGACCUUUCACACUUUUUCUGCUGUGUGUUCCUGAGCAGGGAAUGUGCCUGUGAUUCUUGAAAUGCAGCAGACUUCUGGAAUCAGGUGAUAGAGCAUUCCUGGCACACUAUUAAUGAUGUUCCAUCAGACAGUGAAAAUAAAGGUGAGGGAGAAAAUGUAUUACAUGAGACUUGAAGUCUUUUCCUCUUACAAAAUAAAAUCUCAGCUCCCUCCCUGCCCCCCCAAUUUGUUAAUAUUACAAACGCUUGACUCAAGCACAAAGUUGUUGCUGUGGUCCCAGAUCUUCCAUGGUGUGCUACUUGCUGACUGAAGGCAGCAGCAGCAGCCUGUUAUACUAAGGUGUAUACAAAGGAAUCUUAACUGAGUACCUUACUAUGAGAUUCCCCAUGUAAGCAUAUCAUAAAAGUUGUACUCUAAAUUUUUCUUUUAAAUUUAAAAAGCUUGUAAAAGCUUUUUUCCUAGGGCUUUGGAGCUUGCAUUGUUUUUACAAACUGGAGGGGUUCUGAACUUUUAAGAUGCAUGGUGGGAGGCUGUCCCUCUUGGAGAGUGGCAGUCUGACAUUUGCUUUGGAAGAGUUAACUUGUACAUGCUUGAGGGGCCCCCUCCUUGCCAAAAUGGGAAAAUUGAUCAAAUCUUCCCUACAAAUGUUUUCUGUUUAUCCGGUUUCAAGUUAGUGCUAGAGAGUAGGAAAAUAAACUAUAGUAAGCAAUAAAAACAACACAAUUUUUAAGUCUGAUAGAUUAAAUGAAUUUCGUUGCUAACCACUAAUACAAGGGUAGUGUUAGGAUAGUGAUGGAAUUCUGUAAUACUAUUUCCAAAAUAAUUACGAAAACUGGACAAAACUUGCUAAACUUUUAAGACUGUAUGAUGUUAACAUUGGAUAGCAAGACCUUUUUAUCUUCAUAAAGAGGCUUUCCAAGUAGGUCAGGUUCUGAAGUCUACCUGAGGAAAAUACAUUUUUUAGAAAAUCUUGUCUGUUUUCUUAGCACUGCCUUUUGAUGCUACAAUGAACUAGUCUUAAAUCUGGAACUGUAAUUAAGGUACUCACUUCAUUCAAAGUAAUUCCUUUGGUGUUGUGCAUGUUCCCCUUCAAGUACAGCAGAUAUCAAAAGUCUGUUAAUUAACAAAGAUGGUUGAAAGGCAAAAUAAAAUGCUCUUUAGUGUUUCUGGUUUGGAAAUAACAAGACAAAGCUAUUCUGAAGUACUUAACAUUUGAAUGUAAAAGCCAAAUCUUUAUCUGUGAGUCACUGUAAAUUCUCUGAUCUGAUAAUGUCAAACAGUGUGUCUAAAUUGAUAGAAAUGACAUUUAAAAAUUACAAAAUAAAUUUAAAUUUUCAUUUAAA
Molecule: messenger RNA, 2592 nt
Organism: Aquila chrysaetos chrysaetos
Lineage: Eukaryota; Metazoa; Chordata; Aves; Accipitriformes; Accipitridae
Gene: RANBP1
Product: RAN binding protein 1
Exons: 6
Coding region: 119-748 (209 amino acids)
Biological process (GO): positive regulation of mitotic centrosome separation; nucleocytoplasmic transport
Cellular component (GO): cytoplasm; nuclear pore; centrosome
Molecular function (GO): GTPase activator activity
Source: RefSeq, a predicted model, not a curated record